AGCAAUCCUGCAACAGCAGUACUCUCACGUUUGUCUUCAAAGUCACAGUUUCGAAGCUAAGUAUUUGAAAGCGACCACUUACAGAUGGUUUUCUUCUCUGCGAAAUUGUGAGCAUUCAGCGGAACAGAAAUAUUUCCAUAUUUACUUAUUUUUUCUUAUUUUUUUGUUUAUUUUUAUUUUUUCAUUUUAAAGUUUGCCCCCGGCAAGCUGACACUGCAGCUUUGGGGCAUAUCACCUGGAUAUAGAAAGAAGGAUUUUUCCUCCUAUUUUUUUAAAUUAUUUUUUUUUUAACUGCGAGAAGCUGUUCUUUAAUUUUUUCGCAUGAAUCUCCUCGACCCUUACCUGAAGAUGACAGAAGAACAGGAGAAGUGUCACUCUGACGCUCCCAGCCCAAGCAUGUCUGAGGAUUCCGCGGGCUCGCCUUGUCCGUCCGGGUCGGGUUCGGACACUGAAAACACUCGUCCGUCCGACAACCACCUCCUCAUGGGUCAAGACUAUAAGAAGGAAACCGAAGAGGAAAAGUUUCCCGUGUGUAUCAGAGACGCGGUGUCUCAGGUGUUGAAGGGUUACGACUGGACGCUCGUGCCUAUGCCGGUGCGCGUCAACGGCUCGAGUAAAAGCAAACCCCACGUCAAAAGACCCAUGAACGCGUUCAUGGUGUGGGCUCAAGCUGCACGGAGAAAGUUGGCCGAUCAAUACCCACACCUGCACAACGCAGAACUCAGCAAAACCCUGGGCAAACUUUGGAGAUUGCUCAAUGAGGUAGAGAAGCGCCCGUUUGUGGAGGAGGCUGAGCGUUUGCGAGUGCAACAUAAGAAGGAUCACCCCGACUACAAAUAUCAGCCAAGGCGGAGAAAGUCUGUCAAGAACGGGCAAAGCGAACCGGAGGACAACGACCAAACUCAUAUCUCUCCAAAUGCCAUUUUCAAGGCGUUGCAGCAGGCCGACUCCCCGGCUUCAAGUAUGGGCGAGGUGCACUCUCCGGGAGAGCACUCAGGUCAGUCACAGGGUCCACCAACACCCCCAACCACCCCGAAGACAGACCUUCCCUCCAGCAAAGCUGAUCUGAAACGUGAGGGGCGGCCCAUGCAGGAGGGCACUAGCCGCCAGCUCAACAUUGAUUUUGGAGCUGUGGACAUCGGUGAGCUGAGCACUGAUGUCAUCUCCAAUAUAGGAAGCUUCGAUGUUGAUGAGUUUGAUCAGUACCUGCCACCACACAGCCAUGCUGGGGUGAAUGGUGCAGCGCAGGCUGGUUACAGCAGCGGCUACCCUAUCAACAGCUCCUCUGUCGGCCAGCCAGCCAGUGUUGGAGCCCACGCCUGGAUGUCCAAGCAGCAGCAGCAGCAGCAACAGCAGCUCUCUCUGACCACUCUGGGUGGAGGAGGAGAGCAAAGCCAGCAGGGUCAACAGAGAACCACCCAGAUUAAGACGGAGCAGCUGAGCCCCAGCCACUACAGUGAGCAGCAGGGCUCCCCACAGCAUGUCACCUAUGGGUCCUUCAACCUCCAGCACUACAGCACCAAUUCUUACCCCUCCAUCACCAGAUCACAAUAUGACUAUUCAGACCACCAAAGUGGUGCCAACUCCUACUACAGUCACGCAGCUGGCCAAGGCUCAAGCUUGUACUCCACCUUUAGCUACAUGAGCCCCAGCCAGAGGCCGAUGUACACCCCAAUUGCUGACACCACCGGGGUGCCCUCUGUGCCGCAGACCCACAGUCCGCAGCACUGGGAGCAGCCCAUUUACACACAACUUUCCAGGCCCUGAGGAGGCAGCCUGAGCACUGACUAUACAACACAUAUAUCCCAGACUUCUUUCUGCUAGGUGGCCUUUGCACCGUUACGUCACACACCUUUCAUUGCCAACAGAAAAACAUGACAAGAACUUUUUUUUUUAAGGUUCUGAAAAAACACAUCUUUGGAUUGGCUCACAACAGUGCCUUUUGUAUUGGUUUGAAUUGUGAUUAUAUUUUUUUAGAUAUAAUGUUUUAAAAAAAGUAAAAUCCUCUGUGAGGACAUACUGGCUAUAAAUAUAUUAGUAUGUACUGUGUAUGUGUUCUGCUCUUGUCAUUACUAUCAUAUUCAGUGUCAUCAGCACCCUCGUCGUCACGAUUUGAAGGUUUAACAAACGUAACAGAGCAGGAAUGCCGGGUAAAAACACCCUUCAGUGGCCUUACUUCUGACUAAUGUAUUUUUGUACAGGAAGUAAGAAACCGUUUACUGACACUGCCGUCUCAUAAUAGCCUAUAUUCUGCUUUGAACUUUUGUACUGUACAUAUUUUAAUGUAAUUCCAAUGAGAUGCAAGGAUUGAGCGACGCACGUUUGAAAUAGAUUAGAAUUUUUGGCCAUGAUAUGACCGUGUCAUCAGUGAAUUAGUCAAAUAUUCUACUUCUUGUUUGCUUUAGCUCAAAUUUAUUGUGUUGGAAACGCUAUAGCAGGUGCCAUGUAACUCUCCUAAGGGCCUUACUGUGUUGCUAGCUGUAACAGCAAUGCUUGCUUUGUUUUGUUUUCAUUUUGUUUUUUUGCCUUGAAACCAUUGGUGCCUCAAGAGCUACGGCAGUGAGGCUUCGUCCACUUUGAAUUGCAGUGUGAAAACUACAGCAUAGUUCUGACUUCCUGCUUGAUGAGAUACAAGAAGUGACCUUUGACCCCAUUAUUCUCAGCAACCAUCAAGUCUGAGUCCGGUGUGUUUCUAUCAAGCCUUCUGCCUCAACUUUUUUUUUUCCUAACCCUUGUCUUAAUUUAUUCUUUAGCAUUAAUUUUAUUUGAAAAUAACUAUUUGCAAUUGUCGUUUUAAUUCAGCAGCAGCUAGCUGAGGAGAAAUAGGUUGCUGCCAUAUGUGGUACAAAUUUGUUUAUUUAUCAUUUGUAAAUGUUUUCCUUAUAAAAGUUUCUUUUAUUCAUGAUCUAGUUAUGUACAGAAUACUUAUAAUUACACGAGUAAGUAAAAAGAAAAACUGGAAGUCUUUCCUUUUGUCACUCUAUUUCUAACAAAUGUCUAAAUGAAUAUAAAAGCAGCCGUUUUGUAAAGAAUUUGCUGGAAUCAACAUGGUUUUUUUUUUGUUUGUUUGUUUAUCAAAAACAUUGUGUUCCCCAUUUUAUAUUCUGUCUCAUUAGUUCCCAUUUUGUCAUCUUCUUAAUGCAGUUUCCCUAGGUAAACAUGGCAUUUUCUUAAAAGCUUAUCUUUUGUAUUAUAUUUGUUUGCAAUAAAAGCAAAACAGAGAAAUAUGUGGC
This is a messenger RNA of Neolamprologus brichardi, 3233 nucleotides long. RefSeq names its product transcription factor Sox-9-like. NCBI's taxonomy places the organism in Eukaryota, Metazoa, Chordata, Actinopteri, Cichliformes, Cichlidae. The record is from RefSeq and is a predicted model, not a curated record. Gene Ontology annotation, cellular component: nucleus. Gene Ontology annotation, molecular function: RNA polymerase II cis-regulatory region sequence-specific DNA binding; DNA-binding transcription factor activity, RNA polymerase II-specific. Gene Ontology annotation, biological process: positive regulation of chondrocyte differentiation; morphogenesis of an epithelium; chondrocyte differentiation.